This is a messenger RNA of Dufourea novaeangliae, 4959 nucleotides long. It is a transcript of the gene gukh, whose product is annotated as serine-rich adhesin for platelets. Lineage: Eukaryota; Metazoa; Arthropoda; Insecta; Hymenoptera; Halictidae. The record is from RefSeq and is a predicted model, not a curated record. The coding region runs from base 16 to 4959 and encodes 1647 amino acids. The transcript has 11 exons.
UUUGGCCCAAAAAUCAUGCCAUUCGUGUUACGAAGGGUGGAACCGCAAUAUAUGUGCCGCGGACAUAUGCCCGUUGGGGCUGCCCCUCGGCGUUGCCCAGUGAUCGUAGAGUUGGAGACGGUUGCGAAUGGUGCGUUGAUUACCUCGCUGAAGCAGCUUGCGUCCCUUUUGAUUAAUGCCGAGGAUAUAUUCGCGGAUCUUACUAGUGAGCUGACCGCAGUUGCUGAUAGAAGCAGCCAACUCAGAAUGAGAAUCGACAAAGUCGAGAAGCGUCUGAGCAGCGUUGAUCCGAAGAAAGUGCCAGUCCCGGAGUCGGACAUUUGUACAUUCGCCGCGAGAACGGAACAUUUCCACGUGGUCAACAAACCAUCGACGGCGUCAUUCACGUUGAACACUAGACCAAAAGCCCUGCGGGAGUUAUAUGAAGCCGCAGCUAUAGUCACUGCCAAGCAAUUAGACAGCGUGAGAAGGGAUGACAGUUCCAUGGAUGUAUAUAUUUGCCCGCACGUUCUUAACAAAAGGAGACGGGACCAAAGUCUUGACAUCGAAUCUAGAAUCCCGGCGAUUAUUGAGGAUCUACGAAGAUGGACAUCCGCGGAGGCGCUCGGGGACGUCAUUGUACAACCAGAUUGUAUGUCCAGGAUCCUAGGAGUUACGAUGGACGACAACGCCGUAGAUCACCAGCUUCCCAGCCCUGAAGAACAGGUUCAGGCAAUCGCUCUCAAAUUCCCGGCAGAAAUUGUAGCAGUGGACAUCAGUGGAAAAGGAUUUGCAAGGAUGUCAGUGAGAAGGAAAUCAUUGUUGUCCGGACAAGAGAGUCAAGAAACAGCUGUAAAAAGACGGUCGCGGCCUCAUAGGUCUAGAGGAAAAAGACGAAAUACAAUCGCUGGUAUCGAUAAUAAGGAAAUUCGCCAGGCGAUUAGAGGAGAAACACCUGACGAAGACGCUAACGAAAUUAUAGCGAACAUAGCAUCUAAAACACAACGAUCAGCAAGCACGUAUAUGUUGGGUUCGUCGAAAAAGGAAUCACCAACGGUGAAAAAAUCACAUUUCAAUACUUUGAAAGCGUGGGGCAUGUCCAGGUUAAAGUUGAUCAGCCCUAGGUCUAACCAGCAGCAGGAAAAAUCUGAAACACCUGCAUCAAGUACAACGGAGAGGUCAGAACCUGAUCGAGGUCUGUCGAGAUUAUUAAAAGAGGCAAAUAUUUAUGAAAUGGUAAUAAGCAGGCACAGGCGGGACAAGUCUAAUGAGAGGAAGCCCAGCACGUCGAGCUUAAGCGGGAAGAGUGUUUCGAGCAUACCGCUGUCUGUUUCGGCCAAAGAGAGACAAUCGAACGUGACAUUGCGCGUGAGUGCUGUUCAAAGGCGAGAAAGACGAAAAGCAGGAAGUCGUGACGAUCCUCCACAUUCUAGUUCAGGAAAUUGGAGCGCAUCUUCAGAAAGCGGGAGGGCGAGUAUUGGAAGCGAGACGACUUGCACGACGCAUCAGCCUAGGUCUAUAACCACAGGCUCAAUCGGAACGUCUUCGACUUCUUUGAGUCAUUUUCGACGAUUCAAGGGACGAGACACUUCGGCUUCGUCUUCUAUAACAUCAGAAGGCACGCUCACUCCAGAUAUUAUUCAAGACAUUGCGGUGGUACCUGUUUCCGAUGACGGAGAAACAUCAUCUGUGUAUUCUUGCGAUGCGGAAGGAUAUUAUACCUCAUUUCACGUGGAUUCUGGUUUAAAAACUCUAAGAGAAGAAGAUCCGGUGCCACAGUGCCCCUUGACGAAAACCAACGAUGUCAGCUCUGAUCUGACUUCGCCGGUUGUAGAAAACGAGUAUGAACUGUUUGGUAGAGGUUCUACUUCGACGACAACGAGUUCUGCUGGGACAGUCUGUACUGCCUUGUUGGCGCCAUUGCCGCCGGAAAGAAAGUCUAGCCUGACUGUUGUGGCUAUGGUGCACGGUCAAAAUGAAACCGGAGGUGAGUCUCCUGACAGUGGACAUAACACGUCAUCAUCGCCUGUAGAGUCUACGUCAAGUCCAGUUUGCACAGGUAGAUCUUACUCGGAAUUCGAGUACUCUGAAUCCAGUGACCUUGAGGGCUGUGAGAGAAUCGAGAGAAUACGUUCGAAAAUUGCUAUCAACAGCAGCCGUAUACCAUCAAUGUGUGUCAUUACGCCACCGGGUUCCGAUGAUGAACACGCCAGGGAAGCAGAACACUCAAGCAAAAAGACUGACAGCAGACAAACUGGAGGAUCGGUACUUAUAUCUGCCACUGUCGGAACCUCCAAGGUGGAAGUGAUCAACGGACAAGAUCUUUAUGCUACUGUCCAGCUUUUAUCUACGUCAACAACUGAUAAAAUCGCUGUUGGGCUCUCUAAGAUCAGUCCAUUGAGUGGAGUUCUGGGGAAACUUCGAGGUGUGCUUCCUGGAAGGAAGAAUGUGACGAAAAAUCUGGUUCAGAACCAAGUGAAUGCUGACUCCGGUGGCUAUGUCACUAUAGCCGACGUGAGGAGCAACAAGGACAAACUCCAGGAUCCUGGUUCGACCUCGGAUUCAGUAAAGUCCACUGUUACCUGUACUAAUUCUGAUGUAUUUAACAAAGAUGCUGAGUAUGUUAGUCUGAGCGUAUUACCAAAACAGACGGACUCUUCGUUGGAGAGGAAGAGACAGGGAGCUAGAGUCACUUUGAAUUCCAGCGGCAAGGUUGUGUACAUGUCUGAUAGUUUGAAGAGGAGAAAGAAGACGCACACUACCUUUAAUCCAGGUCCUUUUCUGAGAGAGGAAAUGUCUCAGAGUCCCUCGCUGCUGCUACAUCGCACGAUACCUACCAUGCAAUCAGCUUCAAGGACCACUGAUUUAAUGGACAGUCCAAACAGGUUCACGCCACCGACGUCGCCUCAGCUGGGCAAGCUAAUCAUCAGAGCAGCGAGGAGCGCUGAAUGUGCGGCCAGUCUAGACUACGUCAGGACUCCGAUGACCGUAGUGGUACCCACGAGUCCGACCCCUCACCGCCAAGUCCGCGGCGCUUAUGUAAACGUACAGGUGAACAAAGAUAAUACUCCUAAUAUUCCUCACGGAAUAAUCGACCCGUCUCCAUACAUUUCACCGCCCAAUUCCGAAGAAUGUCAAAAGUAUCAGAAGAUCCAAGAAGUCCUCAAGGAUGCUCAGCCUACUCAGACAAUACAAACACAGUGUCAGGAGCAACAUAAUAAUGGUGAUCACAGGCAUCAACAGAUACGGAGAAUAUAUGAUUCUCAACAGAAUAUUUGCAAUCCUAACCAAUUCUUUGAAGAAAGUAGUGUAGAAAAUUGUAACGAGUAUCAGCAUCUGUCAGUUAACAUGCACAACACAAAAAAUCUACAAUACCGGUCAUGGGGAAAGCAUGCCAAUCAACAGUUUUAUACACUGCCAUCCAGGAGACCACUGAAGGAUGUCGAACCACCGCGCAGCAUCACACCAGACAUACCGAGGGGUCUUGGACACGGUUCCUUGAGCACUAUGCAUAUCUUCGCAAGGCACGGUCAGAAAGAAUUCAGUCGGUUUGGGUGUCAGGUAGACGGCAAUGAUAAAAAUUUGGAGAACUUUGAAAUACAGCAGAGACUGACGCAGAGUCAACAGCAACCGCCAAUUGUAGAUGUCAGAAACAGAUACGCCACUUCAUUGGGAUUGACUUCACUGGGGUAUCAAUUUCUUACGUCCUCGCCGGUUUAUGAUCCUGUUACGAAAAUUUCUAGCUCCGAUGCGAUCAAACACAGUCCAGUUUCCUCGAUGAAGCAUAGCGAUAGCUUGAAAACUUCAAUGCCUAGCGGACGUGUUACACCAACUAUUACGGAAAAUGUGGCUUUAACAGGCUGCAGCAAUUGCACGUCACCGGUCGCCAACUUAAAAAAAAACAAUCUUGUUCAAACAUUCUUCUGCCGAAGCACACCUACGAAUCUAGCCUUGUCGCCGACGAAGAGUACUAUGUCGAAUGAGGAAUUGUUCACUGCCAUACAUAAAUCGAAAAAGAGACUGAACAUUAAAGACGAUGGUGAGAACUACUCACCCCAUGGUUCAACGAACUCACUGGUCAACAUGUCUUCGGAAAAUACACAAAGUCGGAGCUCUAAGUCGCAAAGACCUCCUGUGAUUACACAGUACGUCCAAUCGUUGUCGCCAACGACGUCCAGGCUGGACUUCAAGCGUCUUCUGCUUCAGCAGAGCGUGAAGAACGGUCCUACGAGACUAUCAGCUGCAGAACAACUAAAACUAUCACGACAGAACUUGCAGCAACCGUGGUCUACAGUUCAGCAGACUCCUUUAACCAAGGUACUAAGUCCUCGGUCUCAGUGGAGAUUUCAGACGCCCCGAACUAAUAUUCUAUCAUCUACCAUCAUCGAAGACACUGCGGCAGAGGAAAAAGCAAUGAAACCAUCUUCUGAAAACACUUCUUCGGCGCAAAGACUGGCGUUGAAAAGGCAGCAGAAUCUCUGUAAUAAUCUACCGAGCCAUCUGCACGUGAUUGAUUCUAGAAACGAAGUUCUCACAGAUUCCAAAGAUAUGCUUUCACUAGAUAAUUUAAAGGAUUCUUAUAUAGUAUCCUUUAUGGAGCCUAAAGCAUUCGUUAACACCAUCCUGAGACAAGACCAAACCGUUUCAAGCUCCACCUGCAGUCAUGUAGGUGUUGACUUACAAAGUAGUCUUACUCAGAGUGUUUCGGACUUGAAUUCCCAAAAUUUCGCGAUUCUGUAUUCAUUUCACUCGCAGCUGACGCCUUCUCCUCAAAAAGUGACAAACACGUUCGAGUCGAGGAGGAUUAGCUGUCAGUUAGCCAGGGCACAGUUCUUCGCUGACACUCCGAUGGCCGACAAUCAGGCUCGUAAUACUUAUGUCAGACAGAUAUUUAGCGGUAGAUCAGAAUCACCGCAAACUGAUUACUCGCAGAAUGUAUCUCGUACUUCCAGCGUAUCCACGCUGGAAACUGCAUUGUGA